Fimicolochytrium jonesii is the source of this 1400-nucleotide messenger RNA. RefSeq lists its product as uncharacterized. The coding region runs from base 222 to 1316 and encodes 364 amino acids. The record is from RefSeq and is a predicted model, not a curated record. NCBI's taxonomy places the organism in Eukaryota, Fungi, Chytridiomycota, Chytridiomycetes, Spizellomycetales, Powellomycetaceae. The transcript has 5 exons.
GUUGAGAAGACGUGCCAUCCGUGCCUUGUGUGAUCCGAACAGCGAAAUCCAUAAUAUUUUUCUGUUGGGGUCGUACAAGGAAAGGACUGCACGCAACACAACAACCGCCAGCAUCGAGAUAUCAACAUGCAGAUCAUCAGAGUAUCGAGAACUACAUUGGACGCUGGGUUGAUAACGCCGUCAAGGCAUCGAACGAUUACAAGGAUAUCAAGAGCAAUGUGAUGAGCCAGGCGAGCCGCUUUGGAUUCCAAGCGCAUCUAGCGGCGCCGGCAUUUAAGACCUACCUGGAUUCUUUGUGGCCUAAUACAGGAAGGCUUGAGGAACUACGACAGGAGCAUUUGCUGCGUACGGGUCACGGAAAGAAGCGCCAGGAGCAGACGGCGAAGAGCAAUCGCGUGCAUAAGCAGAAAGAGGUCCAGAUCGAGCUGUCCGCCAGUCGCCUGACGAGAACUGCCCUGCUACAGUCUCUUCAGAAAGGCCUAAUUGAUGAGAAUUUGCUGAAGGCCUCACUGCGGGCCUCGGACUCUGGCACAAUGGACGAGACCAGGGCUCGGCGCAGGCCAACGCCCGAGGCGCCGCUCGACGAGGAACGGCCGCCCACCCUUAGCGGAACCGCCAGUCGUGACAGUCAACACAGCAAUGAUAGCGUAGAUUCCUCGGCCUAUACUCCAGAUGGGCAGCCAGAGAAGCGCAAGAGACGAAGGACUAUGACGGUGAACGAGUCGGCAUUGCAAAUACUGAACGAAGCAUUGACCACUACGGAGCGAAAAGCGCGCCUUUUUGCGGCAAACAAUUGCGGAGUUUUCAAUCGACGCGAUCGAAAGGGGUUCACCGAUGAGCACGGCUGCGAACGAUAUGAUACUACAGACCUCCAAUGCCUAUGCAACUUAUUCUUAGACUAUGAAUAUCAGCUCCCUUGGCAUCGGAACCGUGUUCCUCCAGCAGUGUACACCCCGAAGAACCUCCUCUUCCUCAUGAAGGAUAUCCGCGCCGCCGGGGCCCAUUCCAAAUCAAUCAACCGUCAACGAGCACUGAUGCUAAUCGCCCAGAUGAAAGAGUUUUUGAUGAUGCUGGAUGCCGACGCGGCGGAGAUCGACCAGUUGUGGUCUGAUGCGGAGGCGCUGGACCCGGUGGAAGGAAACUCUCGCGGAGCGCAAAGCCCGCGCGCCCGAUGCCGCAAACUCGAGCCGUUUGCCGACCCGAAUAUCCUGAAAGCCUUUGCCGACGCGGUGGUGGAAAGGUUGAACGAAGAAAGGAAGGAAACGCACGGAGACCUGCCGAAACCAUCCAAAAAGUCGAAACUAGCGAAAGAUUAGUUGCAAUCAGCAAGGCGGACGGAGGCACGGCCAUGCGGGUAAAUAGGAGUAUGUUUUGGGAUUGACGAGAAUGUUUGGAAUGCG